Molecule: messenger RNA, 2079 nt
Organism: Lottia gigantea (owl limpet)
Lineage: Eukaryota; Metazoa; Mollusca; Gastropoda; Lottiidae
Exons: 7
Coding region: 117-1292 (391 amino acids)
Biological process (GO): carbohydrate phosphorylation; galactose metabolic process
Cellular component (GO): cytosol; cytoplasm
Molecular function (GO): ATP binding; galactokinase activity
Source: RefSeq, a predicted model, not a curated record
GGCCUUCCGUGUUGUAUAAACUAUAUAAAAUAGCAGGAAAAAGUCAAUGAACAACUCAGUGUAUUGCCACAUUCUAAAACUACCGUGAACUCGUUCUGUGUUAUAUAGACAGAAAAAUGGCCACAAACAUCCCUUCGAUUAAUGAUUUGGUACAACAAGCUUCUAGUGCUUAUAAAACACAAUUUGGAUGCGAACCCGAAGUAGCUGGUCGAGCACCAGGUAGAGUUAAUUUGAUAGGUGAACACACGGAUUACAAUGAAGGCUUUGUGUUUCCUAUGGCGUUGCCAAUGGUAACAGUUGUAGUCGGCAGCAAAGUUGAAGGAGAUAGUUGUCAAGUUUUAACACUGUCACCAUAUCUAAAUGAUGAAAAACUAGCAAAUUUUAAUAUCCCUUCUAAGAACGAUACACUCAAGCCUGGUUCGCCGAAAUGGGCAAAUUAUGUGAAAGGUGUAGUUGCCAAAUUUAUAGGAACAGUUCCUGCUUUCAAUGCAGUUAUUAUCAGUUCGGUACCCUUGGGUGGAGGCGUUUCCAGCUCGGCCUCUUUAGAGGUGGCAAUGUAUACAUUUCUAGAGGAAUUGGCCGGGCAGCGCACAGACAAUCCUGCUAAGAAAGCUAUAGCUUGUCAGAUGGCUGAACAUGAGUUUGCUGGUAUGCCUUGUGGAAUUAUGGAUCAGUAUAUAUCAGUAAUGGGAAAGAUUGGCCAUGCUCUUCUCAUAGAUUGUAGGUCUGUAGAGGGUAGACUUGUCCCUCUUACAAAUCCAGAAGUCGCCAUACUCAUCACAAAUUCGAACGUGAAACACGAACUUACUGGAAGUGAAUAUCCUACGCGACGAAAACAAUGUGAAACUACUGCACAAUUAAUGGGAAAGAAGAGUCUACGUGAUGCGACUUUAAAAGAUCUUGAAGGUUUUAAAGAUAAAUUGGAUGCUGAAACUUAUAGAAGAAUUCGUCACGUAAUAACCGAGAUCUCAAGAACAGAUGAGGCGGCGACUGCACUGGAAAACAACGAUUAUAAAACAUUUGGUCAACUCAUGAUACAGAGUCACAAUUCUUUAAGAGAUGAUUAUGAAGUAUCGUGUCCAGAGUUGGAUCAAUUGGUCGAGGCAGCUAUAGAUGUAGAAGGGGUUUAUGGUUCGAGAAUGACAGGUGGUGGAUUUGGUGGAUGUACUGUUACCCUGUUAAAACAGGAUGCUAUCAAUAAAGCCAUCGAUCAUAUACAGUCUCGGUACAAAGGAAAGGCCACAUUCUUUGUUUGUGGUCCAUCAGAUGGGGCUAUGCCGAUUAAAUUAUAGAAUUGUUGAUGCUGAAGAAAUGUUGGUAGUUAACUAUAGAUACAUAUUAUUCAGUGUGGUACUUGUUACAGGGUUGUGUUUAUCUGCUGUAACGGUGGGUAUAGAAUUCCGAAUUGGGUCAGAAAAGACCUAAAAACCGAGACUUAAAUCCCGCCAAAGGCUGUGCAUAAAUACGGGAUUAACAACGAAUUAAUAGUUUUGAAAGCAAAUUUUGUUUUUCGUAUAGUACAGUGAUUUAAGUUUGGUUAAUGAAUAACAUUUUGACAAUCAAUUGAUGUAAUUUAAGUAAUAAUUAGUAUAUUAUCAACAUCAACAUUGAACAGUGUCAUCGAUAUCCAGAUCUAAUUUGAUGGGAUUGAGCAGGGGAAAAUCUAUACAUUCUGAAAACGAGGGUCUUACAACACCGGGAUUUGGAAAGGGGCAACAUGCCGUGAAUACAGAUUCUCGAAGUCUGAUCUCUAAGGCAGUCUAGGGGAAUGGGAUUUGGAGCCUACAUGAAAUGUUGGUAAAUUACUUUGAACUGGUCAUAUUUUGUUCCAAAUUAAUGGGCAUGGUGUGCUAUUUUGUCACUGACAAUAAAUAAAUAAUUAUUCUUAUUUAAUAAAAUCUGUGGACAGCCUUUGGCGCCACUUUAGUCUCGAUAUUUAGGUCUUUUCUGACUCAAAUCGGACAAUUCGGAGAUUCGGAAUUUUAAACCCACCGCUGCUGAAAUCCGGUGUUGAUGACUUCCGUAAACCAAUGUAGAGACACCGUUUCAAAGGUUUAUACAAAUAAAAAUAUAUAUUUU